ACCUUCUCAGCGCGACGCUUUGUUGUCACCCGAGACCGGAAACUGGACGUACACGGAAGACAGGCUGGCGGCGAGCGGUGCUCUUGCCACGUCGAAAACCGGGGCGAGUUACAGCUGGGAAAAUAAAUAACGGCGCUUAUCAAAGCGGUUACAUUAAUAUUUUUAGAAAUCGGUCGUGUCCAACAAAGCCAUGUUCUGGCAGGUUUUCCUUGCUGAGGGACAGCUGUAAGGAGAGGGCCUCUCAUGGGACUUUCAACCCGCGUCCAGCGUGGCUCUGAGUCCAGCUCUGUUUUACUUGCUUGGACUCUUGGAUCUGUCCAGUCUUGAGGGUGUUCGUCAGUGCAAAUGUACAUUCCAUUUUCAAAAAUUAAUAUAGGUUUCGGUUAUCAACACCGUGGAUACUUCCCAUGAGGAUAUGAUUCACGACGCUCAGAUGGACUAUUAUGGAACGAGGUUGGCCACGUGUUCCUCAGACAGGUCUGUCAAGAUAUUUGAUGUGAAGAACGGCGGGCAGAUCCUUGUGGCAGAUUUGAGAGGCCACGAGGGCCCUGUGUGGCAGGUAGCCUGGGCACACCCCAUGUAUGGAAACACCCUGGCGUCCUGCUCCUAUGACCGCAAGGUCAUCAUCUGGAAGGAGGAGAAUGGCACCUGGGACAAGAUGUUUGAGUACACAGGCCACGACUCGUCAGUGAACUCUGUCUGCUGGGGUCCCUGCGACUUCGGGCUCCUCCUCGCCUGCGGCAGCUCAGACGGCGCCAUCUCGCUUCUGACGUUCUCGGGUGAUGGCCAGUGGGACGUCAAGAAGAUCCCCAACGCGCACACCAUUGGCUGUAACGCGGUGAGCUGGGCGCCGGCCGUCGUACCCGGCAGUCUCAUCGACCAGCCGUCGGGUCAGAAGCCGAACUACGUCAAGAGGUUUGUCUCAGGUGGCUGCGACAACCUGGUCAAGCUGUGGAAGGAGGAGGACGGCCAGUGGAAGGAGGACCAGAAGCUGGAGGCCCACAGCGACUGGGUUCGGGACGUGGGUUGGGCGCCCUCUAUAGGUCUUCCCACCAGCACCAUUGCCAGCUGCUCGCAGGACGGCAGGGUGUUCAUCUGGACCUGCGAUGACCCUGCGGGGAACACGUGGACGGCGAAGCUGCUGCACAAGUUCAACGACGUGGUCUGGCACGUCAGCUGGUCCAUCACGGGAAACAUCCUGGCCGUGUCGGGAGGAGACAACAAGGUGACGCUGUGGAAGGAGUCCGUUGAUGGCCAGUGGACCUGCAUCAGCGACGUCAGCAAGGGCCAGGGGGCCGUGUCCGGCAUCACAGAGGGCCAGCAGAAUGAGCAGUGAGGCCGGGAGGCGGAGUGCCGGGGGGGAGGGUCCCGGCUGCGCCUGUCCGCGGGUGUGACUCACCCUCGCUCAGAGACUUUCGUUUUUUUAUUGCGUUCCCUACAUGCAUUUUGAACUUGGGGAGUCUGAUUCAAGGUGCUGGUCUGUUCCUCAGUCUUUCUUAAAUGACCCAUCAGAUGUCUUUGUGGGGGCAAAAAUAACACAGGUUUGUCCCAGUCAUUGUUUUUUGCCUCCCCCCAACCCCUAAAAAAGAUUUAAAUAAAGUAUGUUGAUUGUCCUGUUGUAA
This is a messenger RNA of Paramormyrops kingsleyae, 1622 nucleotides long. RefSeq names its product SEC13 homolog, nuclear pore and COPII coat complex component (gene sec13). The record is from RefSeq and is a predicted model, not a curated record. Gene Ontology annotation, biological process: COPII-coated vesicle budding; positive regulation of TOR signaling; protein import into nucleus. Lineage: Eukaryota; Metazoa; Chordata; Actinopteri; Osteoglossiformes; Mormyridae. Gene Ontology annotation, cellular component: nuclear pore outer ring; COPII vesicle coat. Gene Ontology annotation, molecular function: protein binding; structural molecule activity.